Messenger RNA from Gracilinanus agilis (Agile Gracile Mouse Opossum), 927 nucleotides. Its product is annotated as olfactory receptor 6C2-like. Gene Ontology annotation, molecular function: olfactory receptor activity; G protein-coupled receptor activity. Gene Ontology annotation, biological process: G protein-coupled receptor signaling pathway. The record is from RefSeq and is a predicted model, not a curated record. Gene Ontology annotation, cellular component: membrane. Bases 1 to 927 code for a protein of 308 amino acids. Lineage: Eukaryota; Metazoa; Chordata; Mammalia; Didelphimorphia; Didelphidae. The transcript has a single exon.
AUGAGAAACCACACAGGGAUAACAUUAUUCAUUCUUCGAGGAUUGACAGAUGAUCCACAGCUCCAGGUUCUGAUUUUUAUCUUUCUCUUCCUUACCUACAUGCUGAGUGUAACUGGUAAUUUAACCAUCAUCACCCUCACUUUGGUGGAUCCCCACCUUAAAACCCCCAUGUAUUUUUUCCUUAGAAACUUUUCCUUCUUAGAAUUGUUAUACACAACUGUCUCUGUUCCCAUGUUCCUAUACAACAUAUCAUCCGGAGAUUAUUCUGUGACCUAUAAUGCAUGUUUCACUCAAUUAUUUUUUGGUUUCCUGGUUGGGGCCUCAGAAUUUUUUCUCUUAGCUGUCAUGUCUUAUGACCGUUAUGUUGCCAUCUGCAAACCCCUUCACUACACAAUCAUCAUAAACAACAGAGUCUGUCAGCAGCUCAUGUUGGGGUGUUGGUUAUCUGGACUGUUGAUCACUCUUCCACCACUUAGUUUGUUUUUUGAGCUAGAAUACUGUGACUCCAAUGUCAUUAACCAUUUUGCCUGUGAUGUAUCACCAAUGUUAGAGAUCACAUGUUCUGAUACCAAGUUAAUAGAAUUAAUGACUAUAGCUUCAGCUGGGUUUACACUCAUCAUCACCUUAGUAUUAGUGGUUCUAUCUUAUGUCUAUAUUGUCAGAACAAUUCUGGGAUUCCCCUCUGCCCAGCAAAGAAAAAAAGCCUUUUCCACUUGCUCUUCCCACAUGAUUGUCCUCUGUAUAACUUAUGGCAGCUGUAUCUUCAUCUAUAUUAAACCCUCUGCAAAGGAAAGGGUGUCUUUGAAUAAGGUAUUAUCACUGCUUGUAACCUCAGUUGCCCCAGUAAUGAACCCCUUUAUUUACACCCUGAGGAAUAAACAAGUGAUACAAGCUUUUAGGGAUUCAUUGAAAAGGAGUUUAUAUUGA